AUGGCCUUUGGCCUCCGGCUCAUUAGCAAACCCUUUGCCGGAGCCCCCGCUCCCGGGGGGGUCAGUCACGGCCGCGCUCGGAGAGUCCUGGCAGACUUCGGGGUUGCCCAAUGCCGCCACUUCCUCGCGGAGGACGAGGGCUCCGGACGGCUCCGGACGAGCGGCUCCGGGGUGGGGAAGCAGCGCGGCUCCGGGCAUCGCCGGGAGCGGGAGCAGCCAGCCUUGGCGCAGCGGCACGGGGGGCCCCGACGGGGAGCCCUGGGGUGGGGGGCUCAGCCUCCCCCCGGCACCGAGCCCCAGCCUCGCUCCGGGCCCCCCCGGCCGCGGCCGCAGGCAGCAGCCCCCGGGGCGAGCGCUGGCUCGGGCGCCCGGCCCAGCCCGUCCUGCUGCUUCACCGUGACUCUGCAAAACGGCGGGGCGGCGUUGCCGGGGCCUGCCCGGGCACGGCCGACGGCCAUGGCGGGCCCGGCAGGAAGCAGGGCGGCCCGGCUGCGAGCCGCGCCGCUCGGGGCGGAGCGCCCGGGGGCCGGGCCGGGCGGCCGGGUGGAAGGGCCCCGCCGGCUCCCGGCAGCAGCCAUGGCCGAGGCCGCCGACGGGAGCGUCCACACGCGGCACGUCACGGCCGUGCACAACGUGCCCCUGCAGGUCCUCAUCCGGCCCAUCCCCUCGGUGCUGGAGCCCGGCAAGGUGCAGAGCCUGGUGGAGACCCUGCAGGAGGAUCCGGCCCGGGUGCCGCCCAUCGACGUGCUCUGGAUUAAGGGCAGCCAGGGCGGGGAUUACUUCUACUCCUUCGGGGGAUGCCACCGCUACGCGGCCCACCGGGAGCUGGGCCGGGACACCAUCCCCGCCAAGAUCAUCCCGUCCACCCUCAGCGACCUCCGCACCUACCUGGGCUCCUCCACACCCGACCUGCGCUAGCCCCGGGCGGCGCCCCGCGCCGGGGGGCCCCCAGGGUCCCCGCGGGCUGAGCCGGGCCAGGUUCUGGCCUCCCGUGUCCUGGGGUCCCUGUGGGGCGGCCGCGGAGCCGGGGUGUCCGCACGCCCUUCUGGUGGGACCCCCGCCCCGGCGAGCCGGGCUGCUGCGCCGCGGCCGCCCCGCUCGGAGGGCCCCGGCGGGGGACCGGGGCUGAGCCGCGCCGGCCCCGCGCUGCGGCCGGCAGGGGGCGCCCUUGUGCCGCGCCGCCCCGGGCGUGCGAACGGGGCCGGGCCGAGCUGGGCCGAGCCGCGCCGGGGCCGAGCCGCGCCGGGCCGAGCCGGGCCGAACCGCGCCGGGGCCGAGCCGCACCGGGGCCGAGCCGCGCCGGGCCGAGCUGGGCCGAGCCGCGCCGGGGCUGAGCUGCGCCGAGGCUGAGCUGAGCUGAACUGCACCAGGCCAUGCUGAGCCCAGCUGAGCCAAACCAGCCCAGGCCGAGCCAGAGCCGAGGCAAACGGGGGCAGAGCAGGUCCCCAGGCCUCUCCCCGCGGCUUCCCCUGUAGGCAGCCCGGGAGGACCCUGAGCCCUGCCUGCAGCAAAACCUCCCGCCCGCCCAUCCUCGUGCAUCGCCCCAACCCCCUUCUCCAUGGGUGAUGACUCCAGACUGGCACUUUGAGGACACCCCUUGCUGCUCCUGGAAUAAAGACGGUGAAACUCGAA
Molecule: messenger RNA, 1632 nt
Organism: Rhea pennata
Lineage: Eukaryota; Metazoa; Chordata; Aves; Rheiformes; Rheidae
Gene: SRXN1
Product: sulfiredoxin 1
Biological process (GO): cellular response to oxidative stress
Cellular component (GO): cytoplasm
Molecular function (GO): sulfiredoxin activity
Source: RefSeq, a predicted model, not a curated record